AUGACUAGUACUUCACAAGAAGUAGAGCUACUACGAAAAAUUAAAGAAUUAGAAAUAGAAAAUGAAAAAUUAAAAAAUGAUAAUAGUCAACUUAAAAAUCAAGAAUUCUCCAAGAUAGACGAUAAGUUUAGUUUAGAUGAGUAUAAAAGAUAUGGUAGACAAAUGAUAGUACCACAAUUUGGUUCAUUAGAUUCCCAAAUGAAGUUAUCGAAAUCCAAGAUAUUAGUAGUUGGAGCCGGGGGAUUGGGCUCACCUGCAUUACAAUAUUUAGCAGCUGCUGGGGUAGGAAUUAUUGGCAUAAUAGAUGAUGAUAAAGUUGAUACAAGUAAUUUACAUCGUCAAAUAAUUCACAACACUGCGAUGGUUGGACAAUAUAAAUGUGAUUCUGCUAAGGACUUUAUAAAAAAAUUGAAUCCUCAUGUUAGAGUAUAUACAUGCCCAACUAAAUUAACCAAUGAAAAUGCUUUUGAAAUAGUUGGUAAUUAUGAUUUAGUAUUAGAUUGCACAGAUCAUCCAGCAAUAAGAUACUUAAUAAAUGAUGUAUGUGUAAUACUAGGUAAAACAAUAGUCAGUGGAUCAGGUUUAAAAGCUGAUGGUCAGUUCACUGUAUUAAAUUUUGAAAACUUCGGGCCAUGUUAUAGAUGUUUUUAUCCACAACCACCAAGUCCAUCCUCAGUAACUUCGUGUUCAGAUGGUGGUGUUAUAGGACCAGCUAUUGGAUUAGUUGGUGUUUCAAUGGCUAUGGAAACAAUUAAAAUUUUGACUGGAUACUAUAAGAAAGACAACUUUCAACCUUUUUUAGCUUCAUAUUCUGCUUACCCUAAUCAACAAAUACGUACUUUCAAGAUGAGACCUAGACAAAGGAACUGUUUGGUAUGUGGUGAACAUAGAUCCAUAACUAAGGAACAGAUUGAAAAUGGUGAUAUCAAUUAUGUUGAAUUUUGUGGUAAAGUUGUACAAGAGCCCAUUGAUGAUAAAUAUAGAAUAUCAGUUACAGAUUAUUAUGAACUAAUAGAAGAUAACUAUGAUCAUACAUUAAUUGAUGUGAGACCGAAAGAACAAUUUAACAUUACGAAUUUACCAAACUCUAUCAACAUCGAAUGGGAUCCAGCAUUUAGAAAACUAGAGUCGUUAGAUGACUACAUCGACAAUACAGACAAAACAAGUGAGAUUUACCUAGUAUGCAGAUUUGGGAAUGACUCACAAUUAGCUGCCAAAAAACUCAUAGAUAUGGGCUACAAAAACGUUAAAGAAUUAAAAGGAGGUUUAAAUAAAUGGACAGAUGAAAUAGAUCCUACAAUUCCAAAAUAUUAA
Molecule: messenger RNA, 1314 nt
Organism: Lodderomyces jiufengensis
Lineage: Eukaryota; Fungi; Ascomycota; Pichiomycetes; Serinales; Debaryomycetaceae
Gene: UBA4
Product: Uba4p
Exons: 1
Coding region: 1-1314 (437 amino acids)
Biological process (GO): protein urmylation; tRNA wobble position uridine thiolation
Cellular component (GO): cytoplasm; cytosol
Molecular function (GO): thiosulfate-cyanide sulfurtransferase activity; adenylyltransferase activity; URM1 activating enzyme activity
Source: RefSeq, a predicted model, not a curated record